Molecule: messenger RNA, 6812 nt
Organism: Felis catus (domestic cat)
Lineage: Eukaryota; Metazoa; Chordata; Mammalia; Carnivora; Felidae
Gene: HMGXB3
Product: HMG-box containing 3
Exons: 20
Coding region: 1987-5865 (1292 amino acids)
Source: RefSeq, a predicted model, not a curated record
ACCGUCAAAGGCCAUCUCGUGAGGUUAUGAGGAGCGUCUGAAAGAACAAAGUGUCUCAGAUUUCACGUAUUGCCCUUAAUCCUGUUUUACAGAUGAGAACAGUGAGGCUGAGAGAGUAAGUAGGUUUCUCAAGGUCAUAGAGCUCUGUGUGGAUGCCGUUAAAAUGGGUAACUUAGAAUCCUGAUCUUUUGCCUUCUAGAGCCCUUGGUUUUAACCUUUAUAUUAUCCUGCCUUUUUUUGCACUGGUGUAUUGAGGCCUAGGGUCUGAAAAUCAUCUUGGACCCAGGUUAAAAUGGGGUAGUCAAACAAGCAAAAACCCAGGACAAUCUAUUCCUGCCCCCACCCCAAGGUGAUUGUAAUGACUCUGUUUCCUAAAUUGUUUUUGCUCUGGGUGCUAAAAUCUUAUAUGGCAUUCUUUACAGAUGCUUUCCUGCAGUUACUGCUUUUCUUUGCAAGACUCUCAAGGGCUGAAAAGUCAAUUGAUUAAGGGCAAAAAAAGGACAGUACCUACAUAGCCUUGAUUUGAAUUCUAGCUACCCUUACCCUGUGAAGGCACUGGUCUGUCAACUUACCCAACCAAGUUGUGGGUUAUAUUCUCUUCCUGGGUUGCACUGUGACAGAAUGCAGGGUUUAUUUGUUUUAAUGGGAAGGGAAAUCAUUAAAGUGACACAGAAUGAGAAAGAACCUUGGGAAGAAUGUGUUUUUGACUGGGGGUGUCUUUAAAGUUAUAGGUGACACAUUGUUUGUCUGCAUUUUCUAGGGGAGGGUUUUUAGCUUUCAUAGCAUUCUCAAAGGUAUUCUUGCCUUCCCCAAAUUUAGCAGCUUACCUGUUUCAGCUUUUUCAUCGCACAUAAGGAACAACUGAAAUUCGGGGUGGAGUAUCGACUUGUCUGAGAUCACAUGGUUAGAGUUGAGCCUUGAAGCCAGGUCUUCGUGCGCUGCUCAACAUGCAGUGCUCUUUUUCUCGUUAUACCUUAACCAGGUAACCUCGUCAUUUGUUGAGUGAGGUUUAAAUGAGAUGUGAGUGGGCUUUGUAAUACACAGAUGUCUCCUGUGUUUUCUGCUCCGACUCCCUCCUCCCAGAAGCCUAAGUUCUCUUCUGACAGAUUUUCAGGAGCAACAACAGUGUAUCAUUUCUGUCUCAUAAAAUUGAAGUGGUUUCUGGAAACCUUUCUCCCUCUAAGGAUGGAGUCUUUUGGGUAAAACUCCUACUAAGAACGUGGCCACAGAUAUACUAGCUCUUGUGGCCACAAAUAUACUAGCUCUUCUUGAACUCGUCAUUCAGGUUUUUUUGUGCCUUUCUUUUUCCAGCAAAAUCCGUUCAUAGAUUUUCUGUUUCUUAGGCCGGACAGUAAUGUUGGUCUGUCAGAUUGCCGUUUAAACCUAAGCUGUCCAAUACUCUAGCCAUAUAUGUGGCUAAUUUAAAUUCAUUACAUUUAAACAAAACCAAAUUAAUUUGGUUCCUCAAUCAUACUAGUCAUAUUUCAGGUGCUUAGUAGCCGUAUUGGAGAGCACAGAUACAGAACAUUCCCAUCAUUUGCAGAAAGGGUAUUGAACAGUGCUGGUUUAGAGGAUUGCCAGUGGAGAUGGGGAGCGGUGUAGUAUAAUGAAAGAAGGCUCGGAGAGUUGGCUUUUUCAAUUAAAAAAAAAAAAAAAUCUGUUCAGUCCCUAUUUGGGUGUGGUGGCCUUAGGCAUGUCAUGAAACCACAGAUUAUUAAUCUUUACUAAUGAACCCUUUAUUUUGUGUAGCACUUGACUAUUCUCAAAUAGACUUACUUCUAUGGUAUCCUUUGAGCCUUAUCACUGUAAAUCUGUAGCAAAGGUGGAUGAGACAUCUUUCUUUUUAUAUGUGAAAGACUCGAACCUGAACUAGCUGAAGGACCUACCUGCUCAAAGUCACACAAGCUGGCAGAGUGUAAAGAAAUCUAUUACAUACAGCCACUUACUGCGUGUCUGAAUGAAUCAUUGAAGCAGUUUGCUUAAGCCAUGGAUGCAUCAUAUGAUGGUACUGAGGUAACUGUCGUGAUGGAGGAAAUUGAGGAAGCCUACUGUUAUACCUCUCCUGGGCCACCCAAGAAGAAGAAAAAGUAUAAAAUACAUGGAGAAAAGGCCAAGAAACCCAGGUCGGCUUACCUUCUCUACUAUUACGACAUCUACUUGAAAGUGCAGCAGGAGCUCCCCCACCUCCCUCAAUCCGAGAUCAAUAAGAAGAUUAGUGAAAGUUGGAGGCUCCUGAGUGUGGCUGAGAGGAGUUAUUAUCUGGAGAAAGCCAAACUAGAGAAAGAAGGUUUGGAUCCUAACUCUAAGCUCUCUGCACUGACUGCUGUGGUUCCGGACAUCCCAGGUUUCCGCAAGAUCCUCCCCCGCUCAGAUUACAUCAUCAUCCCCAAGAGCAGCCUACAGGAGGAUCGGAACUGCCCUCAGCUAGAGCUUUGUGUGGCCCAGAACCAGAUAUCCCCUAAAGGGCCAUCUCUUGUGUCCAGUGCUGCCCCGGAGGCAGUGCCCAGCCAUGCAGGCAUGGCAGAGCAGUGCCUGGCUGUGGAGGCCCUAGCUGAGGAGGUGGGAGCCCUUGCCCAGCCAGGUGCUGUACAAGAGAUCGCUACCUCAGAGAUCCUCAGCCAGGAUGUGCUCCUGGAGGAGGCUUCCCUGGAGGUAGGAGAGAGCCACCAACCGUACCAGACAAGCCUGGUGAUUGAAGAGACCUUAGUGAACGGCUCACCAGACCUCCCCACCGGAAGCCUGGCUAUGCCCCACCCCCAGGUUGGGGAGAGCAUGUCAGUGGUAACUGUCAUGAGGGAUCCCAGUGAGAGUAGCUCCUCUGCGCCAGCCACGCAGUUCAUCAUGUUGCCUCUUCCUGCCUACUCAGUUGUGGAGAACCCCACCUCCAUCAAACUGACCACUACAUACACCCGCCGGGGCCAUGGGACAUGCACCAGCCCAGGUUGCUCCUUUACCUAUGUCACCAGGCACAAACCACCCAAGUGCCCUAUCUGUGGUAACUUCCUAGGAGGGAAGUGGAUCCCAAAGGAAAAGCCAGCCAAAGUCAAAGUGGAAUUGGCUCCUGGUGUCUCCUCCAAAGGUUCGGUGGUUAAAAGAAAUCAGCAGCCUGUCACCACUGAGCAAAACUCCUCUAAGGAAAAUGCCUCCAAACUGACUCUGGAGAACUCAGAAGCUGUAAGCCAGCUCCUAAGUGUAGCUCCUCCGAGAGAAGUGGGUGAGGAGAAUGAGUGGGAGGAAGUGAUCAUCUCAGAUGCCCAUGUUUUGGUCAAGGAAGCUCCUGGGAAUCGUGGUACGGCAGCCACGAAGACGCCGGUGGUCAAGAACGGUGUGCCGCCUGAGGUCUCUCUGGGGACAACUGAGAAUGACAGUCCAGGACCAGACAUACCACCACCAGCUGAGAGGACCAGCACCUCCAGUCCUCUCCCUGCUCCCAAAAAGCCUGCAGGAGUUGACCCGCUCACCCCUGGGCUCAGAGCCCCUGAGCUUAAGGGCAAAGCUCGGGGCAAGCCCUCAUUACUGGCUGCGGCAAGACCCAUGAGAGCAAUCCUCCCAGCCCCAUCUAAUGUGGGCCGAGGCAACAGCAUGGGACUGUCCAGGGCCAGGCAGGCCUUUCCCCUGAGUGAUAAAACCCCCUCUGUGAGGACUUGUGGCCUGAAGCCAAGCACGCUGAAGCAGCUGGGCCAGCCAAUCCAACAGUCAUCACACAGCAGCGAAGUGAAGCUAACAAAUGGCCCGGGCAGUCGGACGUCACAAGUAAAAGUUGUAGAAGUCAAGCCUGAUCUGUUUCCUCCAUACAAGUACAGCUGCACUGUAACGCUGGAUUUGGGCCUCGCUACUUCAAGAGGCCGGGGAAAGUGCAAGAAUCCCUCUUGUAACUACGUCUACACCAACCGACAUAAACCGCGGAUUUGUCCCAGCUGUGGUUUUAACCUUGCUAAAGACCGGACUGAGAAAACCACCAAGGCUCUUGAGGUCAGCUCACCGCUCCCAGAUGUGCUGAGUGCCACAGAGCCCCUGAGCCUGGCCCAGAGGGAGGUCCAGCGCCAGUCCACUCUGCAGCUGCUGCGCAAAGUCCUGCAGAUUCCUGAGAACGAGUCUGAGCUGGCUGAGGUCUUCGCCUUGAUUCACGAACUCAACAGCUCUCGACUCAUUCUGUCCAACGUGAGUGAAGAGACGGUCACCAUCGAGCAGACCUCUUGGUCGAAUUAUUAUGAGUCUCCGUCCACGCAGUGCCUACUCUGUAGCAGCCCAUUAUUCAAAGGGGGACAAAACUCCCUGGCCGGGCCCCAGGAGUGCUGGCUGCUGACAGCCAGCCGGCUACAGGUGGUGACUGCCCAGGUGAAGAUGUGUCUGAACCCUCAUUGUCUGGCCCUGCACAGCUUCACGGACAUCUAUGCAGGUCUCUUUAAUGUGGGGAACAAGCUACUAGUGAGCCUGGACUUGCUCUUUGCAAUCCGAAACCAGAUCAAGUUGGGGGAGGACCCCAGAGUGUCCAUCAGCACUGUUCUGAAGUCAGUGCAGGAGCAGACAGAAAAGACCCUGACCUUGGAGGAGCUGAGCCAGCUGCAGGAGCUGCUGUGCAAUGGCUAUUGGGCUUUCGAGUGCCUCACUGUCCGAGACUACAAUGACAUGAUCUGUGGCAUCUGUGGUGUGGCUCCCAAAGUGGAAAUGGCCCAGAGGAAUGAAGAAAAUGUGUUGGCACUGAAGAGUGUGGAAUUCACCUGGCCCGAGUUCUUGGGCCCUAGUGAGGUAAACGUGGAGGACUUUUGGGCCACAAUGGAGACAGAGGUGAUUGAGCAGGUGGCCUUCCCUGCCAGCAUCCCUAUCACCAAGUUUGAUGCGUCUGUUAUUGCCCCCUUCUUUCCACCGCUCAUGAGAGGAGCUGUGGUCGUCAACACUGAGAAAGACAAAAACCUGGAUGUGCAGCCAGUACCUGGCCAUGGCAGUGCCUUGGUGAGGCUACUCCACGAGGGCACCUGCAAGCUUGAGGAGAUUGGCUCCUACAGUGAGGAGGAGCUACGGCACUUGCUGAGUCAGUGUGGCAUCCCCUUUGGGACAGAAGACUCCAAGGAACAGCUCUGCUUCUCCUUGUUGGCCCUCUAUGAAUCUGUACAGAAUGGAACCAGAGUUAGACAGCCCCCACCUCAUCUCACGGGGGGUAAAAUCUACAAGGUGUGCCCCCAUCAGGUGAUCUGUGGCUCCAAGUAUCUCGUGCGGGGCGAAAGUGCCCGCGACCAUGUGGAUCUGCUGGUCUCUUCCCGCCAUUGGCCACCUGUCUACGUGGUAGACAUGGCCACACCAGUGGCCCUGUGUGCUGACCUCUGCUACCCAGAGCUGACCAACCAGAUGUGGGGGAGGAACCAGGGCUGCUUCUCUAGUCCUGCGGAGCCACCUGUGAGCGUAUCCUGCCCAGAGCUCUUGGACCAGCAUUAUACUGUGGACGUGAUGGAGGCUGAGCACUCCGUCCAGCACCCGGCCACCAAGACUGCCGCACGGCACAUCGUCCAUAUAGACACACAGUCCAGUCUUGGUGACCCCAGUACUGGGCACCACUCUUCAGCCCUAUGCCCUGAGUUAGCACCCUACGCAGCCAUCCUGGCCUCCAUUGCAGACAGCAAACCAAACAGUGUCCGCCAGCGGCCCAUUGCCUUUGACAAUGCCACCCACUAUUACCUCUACAACCGCCUCAUGGACUUCCUCACCAGCCGCGAAAUCGUCAACCGGCAGAUCCAUGACAUCGUGCAGAGCUGCCAGCCUGGCGAGGUGGUCAUCCGCGACACCCUCUACCGCCUUGGGGUUGCUCAGAUCAAGACAGAGGCUGAGGAAGAGGGUGAGGAAGAGGAGGUGGCUGCAGUGACAGUAUAAGCCAGGCUCUUGCACCGGGACUGGGACUGCACCAUCUCAAGCCAUAGUGAGGCCCUUGCCCGAGGCAGAUCCAUCCAGGGAACCAGCAGGAAUGUUCACCUUUGGGGAGGCCUCUAAUGCUGGGACUGACCAAAGAGCUUCCCUUUCCUGAGCAUGGUGGGACACGGGAGCCAUGGUUCUCAAUCUCCUGGGGGUCAGGAGAAGCACCAGGACACUCCUUACUAGCCCCAGAGAGCACUUAGGGGAUAUAGGAUGUUCAACAGAGGGGAACGGAGGCUGAGGGAAUGCUGGUAGCGGAUGGCUUCCCUGGGGCCUGCUGCGGGUCCGGGUCGAGGUCCUGGGGUGGGCUGAAGCGGAGUCCGGCCUUCCGGGGGGGAAGGCCACUGAGGUAGCUCUUCCCACCCCAGGGAACACUCUUUCCAGCCCCUGUGGCCACACAACUUCCUUUUAGCCUGUUGCCUUUGACUUGGGGGCCUUUGGGGCCUCAUUAGCUCUAGGGGUCCCUUCGGGCUCUUGAUUUUCCCAGAGGGGGGAUGCAUUUCCUUCCUACUCUUCCUGCACCCAGAUUUGGGGGAAGCUGAGGAAGGAGAAACAGCCACCGCUCUCUUCCAGGACUGUCUUCUCUGCCCUGAGCUUUAAGGAAGAGGACCCCCUUCCUCCUUUCCCUGGCCACUGCUGCUGCACCCCACAUCCUUUCUGGGCCCUGGAUCCUCACCACAGAAGGGAUGUGGCCCACUGGCAUGACAUAACCUGGCGGCAGUAGGAAAAACUCCCUUCUGUGAAGGGGAAGCAGACUGGGCCAUAAGGAAACAGCGGGACUGGCUCAAGUGCCUAAGGUUUGCUUAGGGCACGGGAAUUGGCCGUGUGUUAUUUAAUUUAUUGAGAGGAGUGGAGUAGGUGGCUUUUUUCCCCUCCUUCCCCUGCCAAGAAUAAAAUUUAUUAAAUUA